CUAUUCUACUGAUCCGAACGAUCCAUGGAAUUUGGCUACAACUUAUGAUUCUAUAAAUCCUAAUGGCACAAUUGAAGGAACUUCACUUAUUGAACCUCCUACUGUGACUACAAAUAUGUUUAUGUCGAUGAGCUCAGCAAUUGCAGCUGUUUAUAUGAUGCUAAUGGGAGACACUACACCCAUUUCUAACUGGGAUUUAGAUAGUAAUUCCACUUUACUUAUUUUGACUAUCGUAUUCUCUUUUGUGGCAACAAUUUAUUUAAUAAAUUUGAUACUUGGAAUACUAAGCAAUGAAAUAAGUGGUUCAAGAGAAUCAUUUUUAAGUCUAAGAGCUGAGGUAUUGGAGGAAAUUGAAUUAUUUUAUAUGUUACCUCACCAGCGAAGAAAAGAAAAUUGGUUUCCAUAUGUCAUUUUCUAUGAAUGUCAUACACUUACGCUUCGAGAACAU
Messenger RNA from Scutellospora calospora, 448 nucleotides. The record is from the annotation of a GenBank genome assembly. Lineage: Eukaryota; Fungi; Glomeromycota; Glomeromycetes; Diversisporales; Gigasporaceae.